This is a messenger RNA of Peronospora farinosa, 1200 nucleotides long. Lineage: Eukaryota; Oomycota; Peronosporomycetes; Peronosporales; Peronosporaceae. The record is from the annotation of a GenBank genome assembly.
AUGCGCUCCAAGACUGUUAACGCACAGGAGGAAGCGGCCAAAAAUCGUGCAUCGUCUGCAGUAGCUGACGUUGUUGUCUCUUGUGUGCCAAACACAACAGGUGCCGAAUCUCCUGCUACGCCUAUGGAGGUGGCAAUGGCUACACAUUCAGCCACUAGUGUUGAUAUAUGUGGCCUAGAAGAACUGGAACAAAAGCCUCGGAAUUUACAGGAACAGCUGCAGAAAAACGAACGUAUGACGUCAUCCGAGGUAACGCACGUGCAGAAUGAACAGAGGAGGGAACGACACUGGCGACGCAUGGUGCAUAGUGAGUUGAGAGAUCGACUAGUGGCUGCAAUGAUGGAGCAGUUGUUACGGAUAACAGGAGAUCCGGAUAACCGACACUUGAGGAUGUGCGCGUCGCGGUACGAGUCAUUUGUGUGGAAGAAAAGUGCCAAUCAAGUGCAAUACAAACAGAAGCUGGAGCAUCGCAUUGAAUCGCUGCGUCGUCAGCCGUCACAUGGCGAGAAUGGAGCUGUGGAAGUUACGGUUCGACUGGUUGAAGGUCAUCGACUUAAUUUGAUUCGAUCGCCAAAUUUGUUGUUACAGCGACAACCAGCGGCUACUGCAUCGGUACCAUUGUUGGUACCAUGUCCCUAUAGCGGACGCCAAAUCCAGCAAGUCGAUGCAGGCUGUCCGCUUACAGAGGCCCCGCAACAACAAAGUAGUCGCUCAAGUACUCACAGGUCUAGUAGCUCAAGUAGCAUCAAACGAACAGGGAAGCGGAAAAUACGCGAGUCGUUGGCGUUCUCAGUGACUGACGCUUCAUUUGCCCAACGUGAUGAGAUGUACUUUGCUAAGCUUCGAGUGAUGAAGAACCAAUACCGCGAUGAAGUCGCAUUGGUGUUCCGCGAGCUCUGUCGUGUGAAUACGGUGAUCCAACAUUCAGCCAAUCUGCGACGUCAUGAGUCCAACAACCUCGGUGACUUCCUUGCCAAUCUCAAAAAGAUAAUUUAUUUGCUGGAGCAGCAGCCUGGUGAGCCCUGUGGCAUGAUUCCAGUCCGAAAGCGCGCUGUCGAGUACUUGGACGUGGUGGAAUCUCACAUCCAGCGGAAGGUGUUGCCAAUUCUCUACCGCCUGCGCCACACGUAUUCGACAAUCCUGCGCCCCAUCGUGCUCAACUAUAUGAAGAAUAACUUACGCUUCAAUCGACGAUUCUAG